CGUCUACGCAUCCCAUAAGCCCAAUUCCAUUCUCUGAUCUCUUCUCUCUGCCGCCCGUCCCAGCAAGCAACCAAAUAGCUUGAGUGAUUCAUCUUGCCAUCUUGGGCAGCCGUGAGCUAGCUAGCAUGGACCUGGUCACGGGUGCGUUGGGCGUUCUCCCCUCCAAACUGCUGGAUCUCCUGAAGGAGUACAAGCUGCAGAAGAGCGUCAGGCUGCAAGCCCAGUCCCUCUCCCAGGAGCUCGAGAGCAUGCACGCCGCCCUCCGCAAGGUGGCGGCAGUGCCAUGGGACCAGCUCGACGAACAAGACAAGGUCUGGGCGCGAGACAUCAGGGAGGCAUCCUACGAUGGAGGACAUCCUCGACACCUUUCUCGUUCUGGUCGACGGCCGCCCUCACCCUGAUCAUCCAGCAGAUGGGAACUUGGUCAGACGCCUCACGGAGAAGAUGGGCCAGCUGACGUUCAGCUUAAGCAAGGUCAAGGCUCGCCACGACAUCGCCGCCGCAAUCGAGGAAAUCAAAAGGCAACUCCAGGAGGGGGCCGAGCGGCGGGCGAGGUACAGGGUCGAUGAUGUCCUGGCCAGGCCUGCUGCUGCUGCAACAAGUAUUGAUCCUCGUCUGGCGGCACUGUUCACCAAAAGGUCACAGCUCGUUGGCAUGAAUGUGCCAAUGUCUACUCUCAUCAAUAUGUUAUCUGCAAGCGACGAUGACAUGUCCAACAGGAAGAUGAAGAUAGUGUGUGUCGUUGGUUUUGGAGGGAUAGUCAAGACCACUCUGGCCAAGAGAGUGUUUGACGAGUUUAAAGCCAACUUCUGUUGUGCAGCAUUUGUUUCAGUGGGGCGAAUCCCUGACCUGAAGAAAGUCUUCAGAGACAUUCUGAUUAAUCUGGGGCACACUGAUUCCAAUCUGAUGGUAUUGGACGAAACGCAGCUCAUCAAUUCGGUUCGUGGAUUCCUCGAGAGCAAAAGGUACUUCAUUGUCAUCGAUGACAUAUGGGAUGAACCUUCAUGGAACAUAAUAAGAUGUGCUCUGGAUGACAAUAACUUGGGAAGUAGAAUCAUCAUUACUACCCGUAUCCAUGCUGUUGCUGAGAAAGUUGGCUGUUCUUAUCAAAUGGAACCACUUUCUUAUGAGAGCUCUAAACAAUUGUUCUGUGGAAGGAUAUUUGGCUUUGGAAGCAAGUGUCCUGACCUAUUUUCUGAAAUUUCAGAAAAAUUAUUAAGGAAAUGUGGAGGUGUUCCAUUAGCUAUCAUUACCACAUCUAGUUUAUUGGCCAAUAAGCCAAGAAAUAUAAAAGUUUGGUCCGAGUUGUGUGACUCUAUUGGUUCUGGAUUUGAAAGCAAUCAGGAUAUGGACAAUAUGAGGAAGAUAUUGUCUCUUAGCUAUAUUGAUCUACCUUGCCAUUUGAAGAACUGUGUUUUAUAUCUAAGUAUAUUUCCAUAGGAUUUUGACAUUAGGAAGGACCGGUUGAUAUGGAGGUGGAUAGCUGAAGAUUUUGUCCAGUAUCAAGAAGGGAGCCAAAGCUUGUUUGAGGUUGGAGAGAGUUACUUCAAUGAGCUUAUAAAUAGAAGCCUGAUCGAGCCAACAGACAUGUUGGAUGUGGAUGGCAGUCCUGUUGCUUGUCGUGUGCAUGAUAUGGUCCUUGAUCUUAUUUGUUUCCUGUCAAGAGAAGAACAUUUUGUCACCACUUCAAGAGAUGAUAGUAUGCAAAACUCAGCUUCUUUGCGAAGUAAAGUUCGCAGGUUAUCCUUCCACAGUACUACUUGGCCUAAAAUGAACAUGUCAAAAUUGAGGUCUCUUACAAUCUUCAGUCCAGGUACAAUAAAUUCAGUGCCAUCCCUUUCAAGUUAUCAUCUUCUGCGUGUAUUGGAUCUGGAAAAGUGCAAUCUUACGGACCAUCCAACUCUAAGGUUUGUCAGCAAAUUAUUUCACCUGAGGUAUCUAAGUCUGUCAAAAACUAGAUAUCCUGGUGUGCUUCCAGUAGAGAUAUCUCAGUUAAAGUUUUUGCAGACAUUAAAUGUAUUUGGAACUGAUAUACCAGAACUGCCAUCAAGUAUUGUUGGGCUAAGAAAACUGAUGUGCCUAUAUGUUGAUGAGAGUACCUGGCUGCCAGAUGGGUUCAAUAACCUAACAUCCCUGGAAGUUCUAGGGUCUGCGUAUGUGGAUUCUGGAUACACUGCAAAAGAGCUAGGUCAUCUCACCCAGCUAAGGGAACUCUGGAUCUACCUGCAGGGGCUAAGGAUGUUAGAACGGAUGAGAACCUGGGUGAAGUUUUGGUGGAGUCACUAGGCAAGCUGCAUAGAAUCCAAUUUCUUCAAAUCAAGUCCAGAGAGAGCAUCGAGCUUGAAGCAGGCUCAGUGGAGUUGUCCCUAGGAAACCUGCGAUAUCUUUAUGUUUCAAGAACCACUUGGUUGCCGAAAUGGAUUAAUCCUUUAUCACUUCUCCAACUCUCUUGGUUGCACAUAAAUGUGGGACAACUGCGACAGGAGGACAUCCAUGUCCUCGGGACGCUGCCGGCUCUUCGUAUCCUCAUGGUGAAAGGGACCGGCAAAAUUCAAGUGGUGGAAAGGUUCAUGGUCAAUGCUGAUGCAUUCCCAUGUGUGGUAAAGUGCGAGUUCACUGAUUUUGCAUCAGUACUACCAUCAAUCUUCCCACAUGGAGCCUUGCCCAGGCUUGAAGAUUACAAGUUUUGUAUCAAACUGGAGGAUUUCUGCAAUGGUGAAAUUAACGUUGAGGACCUGGCCAUUGGCCACCUACCAUCCCUUCAGGAAAUCACAGUUUGCUUUCAUGGACAAGGCGGCUAUGAUGUUGCGAGGACUGUGGAAGAGAUUGUCGAGCACCAGGCGGAUGUCCAUCCCAACCAUCCCUUAGUUGGUUUCAGUUAUUGUAAUCUUGUCUCCAUAGGAAAUGAAGAAGAUGAUGAUAAGGAGGAAACCUUAUCGGUUGAGGGUGCUGGCUUGUCUCUUGAAUGGAUUCGGUUAUAACAUUCUAAUUCAUGUAAUGUGUUCUCGUCACAACAUAUCAUUCAGCAUGCUGGCAGCACCCAAAUGUGCAAAAGGAAGCUCUACUACCCCAGCCAGACAUGGAUCUAGAUUUCAGUAGACUUGUAGACCAAAUUUUAUCAACUUGCAGAACAGACAUGACAUUUGUCCAAAUCAUUAAAAGUAUCUCCAUGAUACAAAAUACAAUGAUUUGGACAUGUAUGAAUUUUUUCCACACCUAUUGUGAAUGAACUGAUAAGCUUCUUUGCUCGAUAUGUGUUGGCCGAUACUUUAUUUGGCUUUGGAAGCAACCAAACCAAGAUACGCAACGGAUCAUUAAAGUUACCGUCUGACCAAUUGUGCUUAGCCUUUAGAGUCAACAGCACAAAUAUGAAACACGGUCCAGUGUUUCGGACAUCCUUUUGAUCA
Panicum virgatum (switchgrass) is the source of this 3407-nucleotide messenger RNA. Its product is annotated as disease resistance protein RGA5-like. Gene Ontology annotation, biological process: defense response to other organism. Bases 346 to 1440 code for a protein of 364 amino acids. The record is from RefSeq and is a predicted model, not a curated record. Lineage: Eukaryota; Viridiplantae; Streptophyta; Magnoliopsida; Poales; Poaceae. The transcript has 5 exons. Gene Ontology annotation, molecular function: ADP binding.